Messenger RNA from Numida meleagris (helmeted guineafowl), 1780 nucleotides. RefSeq names its product prolyl-tRNA synthetase 2, mitochondrial (putative) (gene PARS2). Gene Ontology annotation, cellular component: cytoplasm; mitochondrion. Gene Ontology annotation, biological process: prolyl-tRNA aminoacylation. Lineage: Eukaryota; Metazoa; Chordata; Aves; Galliformes; Numididae. Gene Ontology annotation, molecular function: proline-tRNA ligase activity; ATP binding. The transcript has a single exon. The coding region runs from base 114 to 1778 and encodes 554 amino acids. The record is from RefSeq and is a predicted model, not a curated record.
ACAAGGCGGUGUCGUGUGUCACGUGACUCGGGGCGGGGCGGGCGCUGCCGGCUCGCGCGGCAGGGCCGCGGGGUGCGCGCGUGCACGAGCAUAGCGCGCGCGUGUGUGUGUGUAUGUGUGUGUGGGUCGGUGCAUGCACACGCGGUGCCUGUGUCCACGUGGGUGUGCAGUACCUGCAGCCUGGCGCUGCCCAGCCUGGGGCCUGGUGGGAACUCGGUGCCGGGUCUGUGGGCGCUGAGGCUGCGCUGCCACCCAGCACAAAGCAGCACGUGGCAGCGGUGCACCCUGCUUGCAGCCACCAGCACCUUGAGCUGCAGCACCUAGCACGUAACUCCUUGUUUUGCUGCUUCCUCCCUGCAGGUGCGAUGCAGGGCUUGCUGCGGACGGGGCUGCCCGUGCUCAGAGCAGCAGCGGGCCCACAGCUGCAGGCCCGCAGCUCCCAGCACGACGCCCCGGCUCAUGCCCGCCUGCUGCUGUCGCAGCUCUUCCAGCCUCUGAACCUGCAGGUGGGUGGUGUGGCAGGAUGUGAGGGCCAGGCGGCGGAGCUGGUUUGCCGCAGCCACCGGCUGAUGCUGCAGGGUGGCCUCAUCCACCCUGCCAGCCCUGGCUGUUACCACCUCCUGCCGCCCGCCGUGCGCUCCAUGGAAAAGCUGAUCCGCCUGAUCGACAGCGCCAUGCGGAACAUCGGCGGGCAGAAGGUGAACAUGCCCAGCCUGAGCUCAGCUGAGCUGUGGCGGACGAGCGGACGCUGGGAGCAGAUGGGGCCGGAGCUGUUCCGCUUGACUGACCGGCACAGCAAGCAGUACUGCCUGGGCCCCACACAUGAAGAGGCUGUCACUGAACUGGUGGCCGCACACAGCAGCCUGUCCUACAGGCAGCUCCCGCUGCGCCUCUACCAAGUGACCAGAAAGUUCCGGGAUGAGCCCAAGCCCCGCUUCGGCUUGCUGCGUAGCAGGGAGUUCUACAUGAAGGACAUGUACACCUUUGACACCUCCGAGGAGGCAGCACGUCACACCUAUGAACUGGUGUGCAGAGCCUACCGCAGCCUCUUCGAGCGCCUGGGCCUGCGCUGCGUACAAGUGCGGGCGGCCACCGGCACUAUCGGUGGCACCGCGUCCCACGAGUUCCAGCUGCCGGCCGACAUUGGUGAGGACAGGCUGGUGCUGUGCCCCGCUGGGCAUUUUGCCGCCAACGUGGAGAUGUUGGACAGAGAGCAAACAGCGUGCCCCACCUGCGGAGAAAAACUCACCCAGAGCAGAGGGAUCGAAGUGGGGCACACGUUUUAUCUGGGCACCAAGUAUUCCUCCAUCCACAACGCCAUCUUCUAUACCCCCGAGAAUAAGCUCCAGCUGGCAGAAAUGGGCUGCUACGGGCUGGGGGUCACUCGCAUCCUGGCAGCAUCCAUUGAGGUGCUGUCUACAGAGGACAGCAUCCGCUGGCCAAGCCUCAUUGCGCCCUACCAGGUGUGCUUCAUCCCCCCCAAGAAAGGCAGCAAGGAGGAGCAGGGAGCCGCGCUGCUGGAGCGCCUCUACGAUGACGUGGCUGAGGCCCUGCCGCACCUGGUGGGUGACGCGGUGCUGGAUGAUAGGACACAGAUGACAAUUGGCAAAAGGCUGAAGGAUGCCAACAAGCUGGGGUACCCCUAUGUGGUCAUAGCCGGGAGGAGGGUUUGCGAGGACCCUCCACUCUUUGAGGUUUGGGAUCAGAGCUCUGGCACGGUUUUGUACCUCACCAAGGAAGGUGUCAUUGAGUUACUGAGUAAAGUGCAAGUCCCUUGAAA